Messenger RNA from Naegleria fowleri, 519 nucleotides. RefSeq lists its product as uncharacterized. The record is from RefSeq and is a predicted model, not a curated record. Bases 1 to 519 code for a protein of 172 amino acids. Gene Ontology annotation, molecular function: hexosyltransferase activity. Gene Ontology annotation, biological process: dolichol-linked oligosaccharide biosynthetic process. The transcript has a single exon. Lineage: Eukaryota; Heterolobosea; Eutetramitea; Acrasida; Naegleriidae.
AUGCCUCGAGUUUUUGUUACGGUCGGAACCACUCAAUUCAAUGACCUGAUCAAGAUCAUGAGCAAACCCUCGGUCUUUCGUGCUUUGCAUGACCAUGGAUACUCUCAUCUCAUCAUGCAGAUCGGAACAGGAGAGGAGCCAGAAAUCAACGAUGAAUCGAUUCCACUCGGAAUGAAGGUUGAAUUCUUUAGAAAGAAGGACUCCAUUCAAAAUGAUGUUCAACAGGCAGAUCUAAUUAUUAGUCAUGCCGGCUCGGGAAGUUUAUUUGAGUCACUUCGAAUGGGAAAGAAGAUUAUUGCUGUUCCGAAUGAAAGUCUUAUGGACAACCAUCAAACGGAAUUGGCUAAUGCAUUAGGACAGGAUGGCAACGUCAUUUCAGCCCGAAUCCACAACUUGGAGCAAUUAAUUGUGGAACAAGGUGAUGAAUUAUUCACACAAAGACUCCAACAACUGAAACCAAUGAAAAAAGCAAAUACAAAGGCCUUCGCAGAUGUGGUCGAUGAGGAAAUGAUGAAUUAA